GAUGGAGUACGUGUUCGAUGUGUUCUUCGACGAGUGCUUCGCCCGGAUGGAGCGGAGCGGGUUGCUGUCGCGGGCCUGCCGCCGGAACACGAUCAGCCACCUGAACUCGGUCAUCGCCGGCUGCAUCGAGGGCCGGCCAACCGCGACGGUACAGCUGGCAGUCGGGCUGGCGGUGACGGCGGCCAUCGACUACCACAACCGGAUGCGCGGCGACAACUACGAGGUGUGCCUGAUGGGCAAGUACCACAACGUCCUGUACAUCGCGCUCCGCAUCGCCUGGGACUGGGGCCUGGACGAUUCCGCCAUCGUGGCGCGUCUGCUCGGAGAGAUCUACCGGUGCGAGCGCACCUUCGAGCGGCUGUUCCUGGGCGCACUGUUCGGUUGCAAUGCGCCCCACUUUAUCGCGGGCUGGAAGAGCGAUUUCACCGAUCAGGACGAGAAUCUGCGGGCGGUCGUCUUCUUUCUGCAUCAUGCGGCCCGUGCCCGCACCACCUUCCCGCUGUACUCGCCCGUCACGCAGCAGUGGCGCGAUGUCCGGUUCAUCGAGGUACCGAUCGAGUCGUGUGGCCGGGCGGCACCGCUCCGUGUCGCGCUGCAGGCCACCGCACCGGACCUGGUGCUGAUCCUGCUACGGCACGGUGCCGAUCCGUGCUGCCCGGACGAUGGUGCCGGUACGAGCCCGGUCCUGAGCGUGCUGGAGAAGCUGUCCGAGUACGAACGGCCCGGCUAUCCGUACCAGCUCGUCUCCUGUUUGCGGUUGCUGCUGCGUGCCCUCACGCUCAUCGAGCUACCGUACAACCCGCACCCUUACCCGGUCCGGCGUGAAAUGUUCCUGGGCAAGUAUGGCCGGCUGCUGGCCGACGGGUUGCUACGGCCGGACCCGCUGUUCGGUGUGCCAAGCCUGCGGCAGUACUGCCGCUGUACGAUCCGCGGCGUGCUGCGGGACAACUGUCAGCUACCGGGCGGUACACGGCGGCUCCCACUACCCCGCAAGCUACAGAAGUAUCUCGAUCUACUGCACGACUGAACUGACUGACGGGGCGUCGAUACGUCUUCUUGUAGUGUGUGUGUGUGUGUGUUUUUUUUUAUUGUGCGUACCUGUACGUCGUUUCGCUGAUGUUGAUGUGACCCGGUACGCCCGUCGUCUCGGUGCGGCUGGUCAGGUUGACGGUGUUACCGAACAGACAGUAGCGCGGCAUCCGGUUGCCGAUCACACCGGUCACUACCUCGCCCGAGUGGAUACCGAUGGUGAUUUGCUGGCGAAACAGCAAUAGUAGUAGUAGUAGUGGAAGAAGAGACCACGAGAGAGAGAGAGAGAGAGAGAGAGAGAGAGAGAGAGAGCAAUAAAGGUAAAGCUUGGAACAGUUAAUAUUUGGCCGCUUUUGUUUAAUCAUUGCAAAGCGCCUAGUAGUCACUUUGCCAUUCCGUUCCGACAGCGUUUUAAUCAUUGUAGGCUGUUUAUUUAGUGGUAAAUUUUUUGUCAAAAUUGAUCUAUGCCUUCAAAAGUUAUCACCGAUCGCAACGCAAAGAGAGAAAAAAAAAUCUGCACACUCACUGUAAAAAUUGGAUUUGGUUGGAGAAAAAACCGCGAAAGUCUUGAAAUUUUUAAACUCAACUCAAAAUACCAUAUGUAAACUUUAGGAGGGGACUUUUACCUUGAUUCUAGGAAAAUAGAACAGCCGAAAAAGUGUAACGAAUGCCCGAUUCUGCAGACAACAGUGAAUCAACAAUGCUGGAAUCGCUUAGCAGGAUUCCACCAAGUAAAACUCACGACAGUCGGCAUAACAGUUUGGGAAAUAUUUUUAAUAGAAAUUUUAAGGUCAUGAAAGCUAGAAAAUAGCCAAAUAGGACGCUAGAGCACAGCUUUAUUGCCCAAAUCCGUGCAGGGAAGCUGUAUGAACAAGUGUUUGCAACACUUGUUUGUUUGCUUGAACGUGCAUUUGGAUGGACGAUGAAACAUAUGUAAAAAUGCGUUUCGAAAAAUACCGUGGGAAAAACAUUACUUUGCCAAUCAUUGAGGGAGUGGUUUAAAAAGGGUUUGAUUUAUUUACGGAGAAAAAUUUGCCCAUAAGAUGAUGAUUUGGCAAGGAAUUUGACAUUGCGGCGACAAAUCAAAUGUUUUCACCAUUGGGGCAACGUUCAUUCGAAAUUUGUGCAUGAAAAGAAUGUCUACAGAAAAGGAUAUUGUUCUUCAUUUGUCCACCAAUGAUCCUGUGUAAGUUUGGCUUGAUUUAGGUAGCUGUUCUUGUUGAUGUUAUGGCGUUAAUGUUUUGUAUUUAAAUAGAUCGAUUUCUUAGGGAAAACUAUCAAUCCAGCAAAACGACAUGAUUUUCGUUCCAUCGAUUUCUAUUGGACGAUUACACAAGGAAACUUAAAAAGUAUAUCAGAAAUGUAUAAAAACCAUCUGAAAUGAGGGUGAUGUGCAACAAGAGGGCAAAUGAUGUGACCAACAGUACUGUGCAAACAUUUUUGGGUGAUGUCAAAGUAAAAGUUAAAAAAGGCAUAUAAAAAACC
Messenger RNA from Anopheles darlingi, 2514 nucleotides. RefSeq lists its product as uncharacterized. The record is from RefSeq and is a predicted model, not a curated record. The transcript is spliced from 2 exons. Bases 2 to 1027 code for a protein of 341 amino acids. NCBI's taxonomy places the organism in Eukaryota, Metazoa, Arthropoda, Insecta, Diptera, Culicidae. Gene Ontology annotation, biological process: intracellular signal transduction.